Molecule: messenger RNA, 4370 nt
Organism: Loxodonta africana (African savanna elephant)
Lineage: Eukaryota; Metazoa; Chordata; Mammalia; Proboscidea; Elephantidae
Gene: CPT1C
Product: carnitine palmitoyltransferase 1C
Exons: 19
Coding region: 1833-4244 (803 amino acids)
Biological process (GO): fatty acid metabolic process; carnitine metabolic process
Cellular component (GO): mitochondrion
Molecular function (GO): carnitine O-palmitoyltransferase activity
Source: RefSeq, a predicted model, not a curated record
CCUAGCUUCCAGGACCCCAGCCCACGGCCUGCGGGCUAGUGCAGAGCCCAGCUCACUGGAUGACACUGGGGAUGUCUCUGUUCCUGUUCUGGCCUCGGUCUGCCCAUCCGUGUAUCGUGGCCACAACCCCAAGUUUCUUCCCUAACUCUAUCCCGAGGCUCACCCUGAGACUGUCUUCCCCACUCCCUUCCUAGGCACAGUGGAUGCAGCCAGGACAAACAAGACUAACGUCCAGAGUCGAAUAGAACCAGAGUACCACGUUUCAGUCUGUCUCUGCUUAUUUAGGGCUCACAAAAGGCCCAGUCCCUACCAUACUCUUCUUCCUCAUCAAAGCUUUUCCCGCAAGGAAGUCUUGAAUCUAACCUGCUGUGGCCCUUCCGCGCCAACUUCCCACUGCGCCUUCCGUUCGUGUUUGCCGUGCGCUAGGCCAACUCAAAAACAUCCCUCACUCUCGGGGUGGAAGGACUAAGAUUCCCUCAGGCUCCACACCCAACGCGUGUGAGGUGACACUGUACCCAGGGGAAGGCUAGCGUUUGCGAGCUGAGCCCGGUUCCUCGAAGAGAUAGAUAACGGAAGGGGGCGCCCAAGAAUCCGGGGUCCAGACGAGAGGAGCUGCUUAGAAUGGGAGAGACCUUCGGUGGAGAAUUAGGUCUUGUAAAAAACAGGGCUGGGAAUCGAACGGAGGGAGCGGAUUGGUCACUGGAAUUUGGAGGGGGCGGGGAUAGGGCGCAGAGACUGGAAGGAGGCGGGGAUAGAAUGCGGGGAUUGGAAAGUGCUAAAACCAGGGGCUUGAACACCCGGCAAAACGCACACGAGACAGAAAUCGAGGUUCCCGGUUGUGGGGAGAACUGGGGGUGGGGCAGGAGUUCCAAGGACCCGUGGACAAAGUCGUGCGCUCCGCACUGGAACUGGACAUGCAAACGGGAGGUUUGGGGCCGGCACUCUAAAUCGGGGUAAGGGGGACCGCCAGGCGGGCUUGGGCCCCGACAUCCGGUCGGCGGACCCCUGACUCAGAGUGGUAAGUAGCCUCCUGUGGGGGUUGCAGGCCUGGAUCCUGCCUGAGCUGGGCGUCCGAGCCUUUUCAUCACCUGUCCUCGACGCUCGCCUCGGCUCCCAGCCUCAGCAUCCCCGCUGCGACGCAUGCGCAGUAGGGUUCUUCCGUCUCCAUCCCCUCCGGUCCCGGCCGGGGGAAGGGACGCUGGGCCACCCCAGGCGGAUGAAUUUAUAGACAGCCCCCCUCCACCCUCGCCUGGGACUGGGAAGCGGAAAUGGGAUGGACAAUGCCAGCAUCCGGCAGGUGUUCCUUUGACAUGGGGCUAGGCAAAGGUUUUUUUCUCGACACCCCGAAACCCACCCUGGAACGGUUUCCUGCCCCCAUCUCCGAAUUUUGAGAGUCCUUUAUAUGGGGGGGGUCCUAUAUGUUUUUUUUUUAUAUGGGGGGAGGGGAACCCUGGUUGUGUAGUGGUGAGGAGCUAUGGCUGCUAACCAAAAUGUUGGCAGUUCAAAUCUACCAAGCGCUUCUUGGAAACCGUGUCGGGCAGCUCUACUCUGUCCUGUAGGGUCGCUAUGAGCCGGAAUGGACUCGACCGCAGUGGUUUUUUUUUUUGUUUGUUUUGUCUCGUGUUGUUUACAUGGGCGGUGGAGCGGGGGGGCACUGCUCCCGCGCCUUGCUCUCAGGAGAGCAGCACAAGCUGUUAACGCGAGUUAAUCCUCCACUUCUCUCUCCGUUCACAGGUCCCCCCAGCUGACGUCCCCGCCUAACCCCCCACAAACCAGAGUCUCCAGCCAGGAGCCUCAAGACCUCUCAGCACCUGAGGGGCUGCUGGCGUGACAUGGCUGAAGCACAUCAGGCCGUGGGCUUCCGACUAUCGCUGACCUCGGACGGGGCGGAAAUGGAUCUCAGUGCGCCGAUGUUGCAGGAGAUCUACCUCUCCGGACUACGCUCGUGGAAAAGGCGCCUCUCCCGUUUCUGGAACAACUUUCUUACUGGUGUGUACCCUGCCAACCCCCUCAGCUGGCUUUUUCUCUUCGGUGCAAUCCAGCUCGCCUGGUUCCUCCAGCUGGAUCCUUCCCUUGGACUCAUGGAGAAGAUAAAAGAGUUGCUGCCAGACUGGGGUGGGCAGCACCAUGGGCUUCGAGGGGCCCUGGCAGCUGCACUGUUCGCCUCCUGUCUGUGGGGAGCCCUGAUCUUCACACUUCAUGUGGCCCUGAGGCUGCUUCUGUCCUACCACGGCUGGCUCCUUGAGCCCCAUGGUGCCAUGUCCUCACCCACCAAGACCUGGCUGGCCCUGGUUCGCAUCUUCUCCGGCCGCCACCCAAUGCUCUUCAGUUACCAGUGCUCCCUGCCUCGCCAGCCCGUGCCCUCCGUGCAGGAGACCGUGCGCAAGUACUUGGAGUCCGUCCGGCCGGUCCUCUCUGACGAGGACUUCAACUGGAUGGCGGGCCUAGCGCAGGAAUUCCUGAGACUGCAAGCGUCGCUACUGCAGUGGUACCUGCAGCUCAAGUCUUGGUGGGCGUCCAAUUACGUCAGUGACUGGUGGGAAGAAUUCGUGUACCUGCGCUCCCGAAACUCGCUGAUGACCAACAGCAACUAUUACCUGAUGGACUUCCUAUAUGUCACGCCCACUCCGCUGCAGGCCGCUCGUGCUGGGAAUGCUGUCCACGCUCUGCUUCUGUACCGCCAUCGCCUGACCCGCCAGGAGAUCCCACCUACUUUGCUGAUGGAGAUGCGCCCCCUGUGCUCUGCUCAGUACGAGAAAAUAUUCAACACCACCCGCGUUCCGGGGGUCCAAAAAGACCACAUCCACCACCUCUGUGACAGCCGACACGUGGCUGUCUUCCACCGGGGCCGAUUCUUCCGCGUGGGAACCCACUCCGGAAAUGGCCUGCUUUCCCCUCGGGCCCUGGAGCAGCAGUUCCAGCGGAUCCUGGACGACCCCUCCCCCUCCUGCCCCCAUGAGGAACACCUGCCGGCCCUGACCGCAGCGCCCAGGGACACGUGGGCCCAGCUACGGAGGUCUUUGAAGAUGCAGGCUGCGGAGGCCCUGGAGGCAGUGGAAGGGGCUGCUUUCUUUGUGUCGCUGGACUCUGAGCCUGCAGGGCUCACCAAGGAGGACCCAGCAGCUUCACUGGAUGCCUAUGCUCACGCCCUGCUGGCUGGCCCAGGUCAUGACCGCUGGUUUGACAAAUCCUUCACCUUAAUUGUCUUCUCCAACGGGAAGUUGGGCCUCAGCGUGGAGCACUCAUGGGCCGACUGCCCCAUCUCAGGACACAUGUGGGAGUUCACUCUGGCCACAGAAUGCUUUCAGUUGGGCUACUCAGCAGAUGGCCACUGCAAGGGACAUCCUGACCCCACACUGCCCCAGCCCCAGCGGCUGUACUGGGAUCUUCCAGACAAGAUCCAUCCAUCCAUCUCUCUAGCCCUGAGGGGAGCCAAGACUUUGUCUGGGAACAUCGACUGCCACAUCUUCCCCUUCUCCCACUUUGGCAAAAGCUUCAUCAAACGCUGCUAUCUCUCUCCAGACAGCUUCAUUCAGAUGGCCUUGCAGCUGGCCCACUUCCGGGACAGGGGUCAAUUCUGCCAGACUUACGAGUCGGCCAUGACUCGCUUGUUCUUGGAAGGUCGGACAGAGACAGUGCGGUCUUGUACGAGGGAGGCUUGCAACUUUGUGAAAGCCAUGGAGGAUGAUGAGAAGACGGACCCAGAGUGCCUCGCCCUGUUCCGCGUGGCGGUGGACAAGCACCAGGCCCUGCUGAAGGCAGCCAUGAGUGGGCAGGGGGUCGACCGGCACCUCUUCGCACUGUACAUCGUGUCCCGGUUCCUCCACCUGCAGUCGCCUUUCCUGGCCCAGGUUCACUCAGAGCAGUGGCAGCUGGCUACCAGCCAGAUCCCUGUUCAGCAAAUGCAUCUGUUUGACAUCCACAAUUAUCCCGACUAUGUUUCCUCUGGGGGUGGAUUCGGGCCUGCUGAUGACCAUGGUUAUGGUGUUUCUUAUAUCUUCAUGGGGGAUAACAUGAUCACCUUCCACAUCUCCAGCAAAAAAUCAAGCACAAAAACGGACUCCCAUCAGCUGGGGCAGCACAUUGAGGAUGCGUUGUUGGAUGUGGCCUCCCUGUUCCAGGCUGGGCAGGGUCUUAGGCGCAGGCGCAGAGUGUUAGAGGGGAAGGACUCAGGGCACAAGUGUGACUCCCUCUCCAUCCAGACUCAGAGCUCCAGGGCACCUACAACAUCCACCAACUUCUGACCCCUUCUACCAGGGAGCUGGUCUCUCUCAGGAACCAGGGUGAGGAUCUACAGCUGGGCUGGUUCAGGACAGGGGCAGCCUGUUUGCAAAUCCCACAUCUGGGCCAAUAAAGAUGUGUGAGCUGCA